Molecule: messenger RNA, 2091 nt
Organism: Lolium perenne
Lineage: Eukaryota; Viridiplantae; Streptophyta; Magnoliopsida; Poales; Poaceae
Product: protein FAR1-RELATED SEQUENCE 5-like
Biological process (GO): regulation of DNA-templated transcription
Source: RefSeq, a predicted model, not a curated record
AUGGAUACAACAAAAGCAAAUGAGUCGGGAAAAACACAACAGGAGGAUGUUACAACUGCUGCAGAAAGUAUAUUUGGAUCUAUGACAGGGAAGACACCAAUACAGUGCCGGAGGAUGGUAGAUAAAUUUGCACAGGCAUUUCUUCAGAGAAGGAAAGAGAGAGUUGAGCUCAAAAGCUUGGCAGAGCUACAAGCAGUUGAAGAAAGUUUUUACAUGCACAAGCAAAACUCUGAAGCGGAAGGACAUACGUCAUCAAACAUCACAAGGGCGAGCAAACAAAAAUGCAAGGACUUCGAUUUAAAUGAGGUGCUCAAAUUCGAGAACGAAGACAACGAAGGAUAUGCUGAUAGCAACAUCCCAGAAAUGCAUGCAGAUGGUGCAUCAUUUGCUGGUGAGAAUGCAUGCCCAGCUGACAAUGCUGAUUAUUCAAAUGGUGAUGAGCAUGGGAACAAAGAAGAUGAAAAAUAUGAAGAAAUUCUUGAGUCAGUGCUGAAUCCAGAGGAACCGACUGCUGAAGAGCUUGAAAUGGACAGAAUGUUUGCAAACAAGAAGUAUCCAACAAUGCAAGAAAUAUCAGAGGCAUCUACUCCCACAGUUGGGAUGGAAUUCGAUUCAAAAGAUGAUGCAUUCUUCUUCUUUGCAGCGUACGCAAGAAGGGUUGGAUUUGCAAUAAAAAAGGACACCUCCUACGAGUCUAGAAAAACCAAUGAAAUAACAAGACAGACAUUCGCAUGCAACAGAUGCCGUGACGAUACAUACGUUGACAGUGCACUCAGACAGAGGCGGACUUCCAGGAUUGUGCAGACAAAAUGCAAAGUCAGAAUGUUUGUGAAGGAAUACAGAGGAAAGUGGUCAAUAAGUAACAUAAGACUAGAACAUAACCACAACCUAGCUCCGUCAGAGUGGAUAGUAAGGUUCAUGAAGUGUCACAGGUCAAUGUCUGCAUCAGACAAGACUCUAAUCCACAUCCUACAAGAAACAAGAGUUCCACCCAGGAACAUAAUGAAAAUAUUCAGGAAAACAAGGGGAAGCUUCAGGGCAGUUCCAUUUGAUACAAAAAACCUAGAGAACGAGCUAGCAAAAGAAAGAAAGAAAAUUGAAGAGUUGCUGCUACUAUUCAAGGAAGCACGUGAAAAGAUGCCUGGAUUCAGACAUUCACUUGAUGUUGAUAGCGAUAAUAGAGUGAAAAUUAUAUUUUGGACAGACCAAAUAGGGAGGGAAAACUACUCAAAGUUUGGUCAAUUUGUAUCAUUUGAUACAACAUUUUCAACCAACCAGUAUGGAAUGCCAUUUGCUCCAAUAUUAGGGGUUGAUAACUAUGGCAAAACAGUCGUGUUCGGAGUAGGACUGCUGGAGGAUGAGAGAGCAGACACUUUCAAGUGGCUGUUUGAGGAAUUCCUGUCUGCCAUGGACAACAAGCACCCAGAAACUAUAAUAACAGACCAAGACGUUGCAAUGAGGAUUGCAAUAUCUAAAGCAUUACCUUACACAGUGCACCGUUUCUACAACUUUCACAUCAGCAAGAACCUGGAUGACAAGUUGUCCCUAUUCUUCGCAGUAAGAGGGACUCUAAAGGAAGAACUAAGAGCAGUUAUAAGGAACUCAUUUACUCCAGAGGAAUUCGAAAAUAGCUGGCAUGAUCUACUAGAGCGUCAUAAUACUUCGGGAGAGCCACACCUGGACAGGAUAUAUGACAUCAGAGCUCAGUGGGUCCCAGCAUAUUUCAAAGAGAGAUUCUUCCCAUUCACUUCAUCGACGGGGAGAAGUGAGAGCACAAACUCCUUAUUCAAACACUACAUAAAAAGGAAGGACUCGAUUGCAACAUUCUUCAAGGAGUAUAUCAUAAUACAAGAAAAGAAACAGUCCGACCUAGAUCGCCUAAGAGAGAAAAGUGAGUUCAAGGAGUCUGUGAAUUGGGGAUUCAACCCUCUAGAAAGGGAAGCUAUGAAGAUCUACACAGACCCAAUAUACGGCAAGUUUGCUGAAGAGCUAAGGAAGGGUACUGCUUACAAUGUUGAAGUUGUGGAAGAGAAGAGAAUAUACAGAGUGAUUAGGGUGACUAACUACAGGAAUGCAGAGUUCCCCAGAUGA